AAAAAAGAGAAAGAGAGAGGGGGAGAGAAGCGGUAACAGCAACGGCAAGGAGGAGGAGGGGGGUUAGUAGAGAGAGAGAAAAAAAAACAAAAAACGGUUCAGGGAGAGAGAGUGGGGGGAAAGAGGAAAAGAGAAAGGGGCUCUCUUUCGGGGCUUUUUUUUUUUUUUGACGAGCUGCCCGGGCGGCUGUGUGCUCUGUUUGGAAUAACCGACGGCUUGUGUAACCCGCCUCUGGAGGAAACCGCGCUGACCCAGAUCCAGGCAGGCAGGCCGGCGAGCUCCAGUCGCGCGAUCGCUCCGUCGUUAGCUUAGCGGCGCUCCGUCGACGACAAAGAGCGACUAAUAAACCAGCGCCGGGGCUGGGACUCUGACACAGAGAGAGAGAGAGAGGGAGAGAGAGAGGGAGUGAAAGAGAGAGAGAGCAAAAGAGAGCAAGCAAGCGAGAGAGCAAAAGAGAGUGAGAGAGAGAGAGAGAGAGAAGAGCAGCCUCUCCCCUCUCCGUUUCCCCCCUGCGUCAGCUCUCCUUUCCGUCGGCUGCUCAAAAUGUCCGACACGCGGCCAGGGGCAGAGAGGGGCUGUUCUCCUUCCCGAGCCUGCCUCUCGCUCUGACCGUCGCCAGGAAGACGCCCCAGACGACAUGGAGACUCCGAGCCUCCGCCGGCGGUGAAGUCACCUGCUAGAGGCUCGUGAGCCGGCCGCCCCCGGCUGCUCUCCUUCAAGGAGAGGCUCCCGUUCGGCUUUGCUGAGACGUUCAAGCCGCUGGUGGGGAAGACGGUGCUGGGCUCCAUCGCGGCGGUGGAGUUCUUCUCCGACAGGCAGCUGGAUUUCCUGACCGAUGACGGCGCCUAUCAGCCCUAUCAGGAUGAAGUGGACAGCUUGAAUCCUGUUCUCAGGGAUAAUCCACAGCUACACGAAGAGGUGAAAGCCUGGGUGAAAGAUCAGAAGGUUCAGGAAAUUUUUAUGCAAGGUCCUUAUUCGUUGAAUGGCUAUCGCGUACGAGUUUACAGACAGGACUCUGCCACGCAGUGGUUCACGGGCAUCAUCACCCAUCACGACCUCUUCAGUCGCACUAUGAUUGUGAUGAAUGACCAGGUACUAGAGCCUCAGAAUGUUGACCCUUCUAUGGUACAGAUGACUUUUCUAGACGAUGUGGUCCAUUCUCUGCUAAAAGGUGAAAACAUCGGCAUCACGUCCAGACGCAGGUCCCGUUCCAGCCAGAACAGCAACACUGCCCAUCAGACCUCAGGAGGGAGACCUACCGGCACCACUGGAAGCACUCAGGGUCACUACACACGCGCUCAAGCCAACAGCCCCAGACCCGUGAUGAACUCCUCCAGCUCCGGGCCCAAGCAGGCGGGGCAGCAGCAGCAGCAGCUGGGCCAGCAGCCCCCUCAGCUCCCGCCCCAGCAGGGCCAGCAGUCCCCCGGCCAGCAACGCGUCUCCCGCUCCGGCCGCAGGAAGGGCUCCGACAGCAGCGUCCCCGACGACGACAAGAUCAAGGAGGAGAAGACGGACGGCGGGAGAGGAGACUUAUCGAAGAGCAAAAGCAAGCAGAUGGUGAACAAGCGGAGGAAACCCGAGGACGACGACAAGAAGGGUUUGAAACGGCUGAAGCCGGACAACGUCUCGGACUUCUCCGAGAGCAGUGACUCUGAGCACUCUCACAAGAGGGCCGCGGACUCGUCCUCGGAGCACAACUCCGAGAGCGAGCUGAAGGGAAAGAGCACUUCCAAGGCCAGCGAGGAGGACGAGGACGAGGACCACAAGUCCCAGAGUUCCAAGGGGGGCGGCGAGGACCCGGCGAGGAUAGGCGGGCUCUCCCCGCGGGGGGAGAGGGAGAGGGAGAGGGAGGGGGGGGAGAAGGGCCGGCUGGGUGAGCCGGCGCUUUUAGCGGACUGUGAGCGGCAGGAGGACAAGGCUCCGCCGGCCAAGCCGCCCACCCCCUCCGUCCCCGAGGUGCAGGGCUGCAUCGUGGAAAUGAAAAGCACUGUGAAAACGCACGGACCCAAGGACCAUUACGGCCCCUCCGCCGGCAGGCCCCAGUGCGUCAUCGACAUCACGGAGGAGGGGAACGCGCGCCCGGGGUCGCGGGAGAGCUCGGAGGCCGUCUCGGCCCUCCUGGCCUCGCAGAAAGCGGAGCUGUACGCGCCCGAGCCCCGCCACCUGGUGCUGAAGCCGGCCGCCCUGGACUGCAGGAAGCUGGAGGCCGAGCAGCCCACGGUGCGCAGCCUGGGCGGCAAGGCGGAGUUCGGCCAUUCGGAGGUCAUCCGGCCGGUCACGUCCGUCAGCGAGUCGGCCGCCGUGGCCGAGCGCGAGAAGGUUCAGCAGUACUCCUCCAUCGUCCCCUGCGUGGCUGAGGACGCCCGGAGGCCCCGCAAGUCCAGCCCCUCGCCCGACGUCCUCAAACCCAAGUGCAAUCCCUCCCCCGACAUCGUCAAGUCCAAAACCCACAGCGUCCUGGAGACCACCAAGCCCAAACCAAACACGUCCCCCGAGGUGUCCAAACACAAAAUCAGGUACCCGGACGCCGGCCGGCCCGCGUCGAAGGCCGAGCUGGACGCCCUUCCCCGCUCCAGCUUCAAGCCCGUUCCCGCCCGGGAGGCGGGGGCCGCGCAGUCCACCAAGAGCCCCCUCAUCAUCGACAAGAACGAGCAUUUCACCGUUUACAGGGACCCCGCCCUCGUCCGGCCCGAGGCGGAGACCAACCACAUCGCCUAUUUGCACCAGCACCUGCACCCGCUCCACGCCUCCUCUCACCCCACCUGCCUCACCGCCAACACCCACCACCCGUCCCACCUCCUGCAGGGCUCGCCCAUCAACGCCCACGCCGCCCACCACUCGGUCCACCACCCCCACCUGCUGCCCGGGGUGCUGCCCGGCCUGCCCCCGGCCUCCCUGCUGGGCGGGCACCCCCGCCUGGACUCGGGGCACGCCGGGGGGCUGAGUCACCUGGCUCUCGCCCACCACCACCCCCACCAACAGCAGCAGUUCCUCCAGCAGCAGGCCCCACCACCUCUGCUGGCUCAGACGCACUCUGGCGCCUCCUACAGCCAGCUGGGGCUCUACCCCAUCAUCUGGCAGUACCCCAACGGCACCCACUCGUACCCGGGUCUCGGCCUGCCCUCGUCCAAGUGGGUGCACCCCGAAAACGCCGUCAACUCUGAGGCCAGCUUACGGAGGAACUCCCCCAGCCCCUGGCUCCACCAGCACACACCGGUGACCUCUGCCGACAGCCUGGGGUUACUGAGCCACGUCCCGGUCCGACCCGCCAGCGCCGACCCCCACCGGCCAAUCAAGAUCAACGCUCACGCCAGCCCCCCCCUGUCCAAGACCGCGGGGGACCUGCACCGAGAGGAGCUGGAGAAGAAGGGCUUCAUGGACCCGUUGCGAACCAUCACCACGGCCCACCUGAAGCAGGACCAGAGCCGGAGCAGGACGCCGACGGGCAAGGACGGGCACGCGGCCCGGCUGUUCCUGGACCCCCUGUCGGCCUGCCACGGCAAGCCGCCUCCGCAGCCCAGGCUGGCGCCGGACCCCGGCGACCGGGCCAGCAAGUACAAGGAGGAGAACCGGCGCAUCCUCCAGGAGAGCAUCGAGGUGGCCCCUUUCACCGCCAAAAUCCGGCCCAGCGAGGCGGAGAGGGAGCCCUACCAACGCGUGCCGCCCAAGGGCCUGGCCCUCCACCCGGACAAGGACCUGGAUCGCUCGUCCCCCGCUACUGCUGCCGAACUCUACAAGUUCAAACACGCCGUCCCGCAGACCCUCCCCCCCAGCAACUACUUCACCACCCUGUCCAACAGCGUGGCCAAUGAGCCGCCCCGCCUCUACUCCUCCAAGGAGCUCAACUCCUACUUCGACAAGGUGGGCGGAGGCGGGGCCGGUCAGCCGCCCACCUCCAGCCCCAUGUCGCUGGCGGGCUACGGGGCCAAGCCCUUCUCCAAGCCCCCUCCUCUCAUCAAGCACCAGCCGGAGGGCGAGGGGCUGGUGGGUAAAAUCACAGAGCAGCUGUCCCAGCAGGUUGCCAUGCACCCGAUGGGAAGCCCGGUGGCCAGUGAGAGGAGGACCCCGGCCGCCUCCCCUUCCUCCUCCUCCUCCUCCUCCUCCUCCUCCAACCCCCUGCGCUGCAUGCCAGCCCUGCACCGGGCCCCCGUGUUCCACCCGCCCACCCAGCAGACCCUAGACCGCAAGGAGGCGGGCUACGGCCGGCUGUCCCCGCCCACGCUCACGCCCAUCCAGCCCGUCAGCUCGGCCGGGAAGGUGUCGGAGCAGCAGAAGCCCCCCACGCUGCUCCCGGAGCUGCGGGAGGUGGCCGGGGCCCAGAAGGGCGGGGGCGAGAUGGCGUCCGAGGCGUGGAAGCCCGGGGACCCGCAGGGCCACGAGAAAGCCGGGUGGCACUCGGAGAAGAGCGGGGCGAAGCCGCAGGCCGCCACGGCCUCCGUUAUCGUACGUCCGUCUACGUGUAUAAAGUACGACGGCUCGCCAGGACCCAGGACGGGGGUUAAGGAGCCGGCCUUGGAAAGGCCGUUCGCGGGUAAGAACCAGACAGACCACCCCAAGCCUGACCAAGGCAGGGAGCCGGGGAGGGUCAUCCUGCCCAACACCAACCUGGAGGACGCCUGCAUGCAAUACAAGAAGAGCCUUCUGCGGGCAUCGCAUGGAAGCGUUCCCAUUCCCACGACCUCCGUCAACUCCGUGUGCCACCCUAAGCCCGAGGUGACCACGUCCGUGUCCUCCACCGCCAGCGUCCUGAGCCGGGGGUGCGACGCCGUGUAUUCGUUGGCGGGUAGCGGACGGCCAGCGGUCCACCUGGGCGUGGAGCUGCUGGACGACCGGUCCCGCACCACCUCCCCUGGAGCCUUUCCGGGCCCGCCGGGAGUUGCCACGACGACCUCCGCGGGCCAGCCGUUCUCCACCAGCUUUGUCCACCUGAAAAAGCACAAGGCCGCGCUGGCGGCCGCCCAGUCCAGGAGCGUGUGCGCGGGCGUCACCGAGAGCGAGCCCCCCGGCCCCAAAGCCACGCCCUGCCCGCCGCCCGUCACCCAGGACGGCCUCGCCCCCGGCAACAACGCCCCCGGCAACAACGCCCUCAGCAAAGCGCCCAGCUCCCUGACCAACGGCCAGCCUCCCCCCGCCCAGCUGGUCCAGCCCAACUACCACAAGCUGAAGAAGGCCUGGCUCACCCGCCACUCGGAGGAGGACCGCAACACCAACAAGGUGGAGAAACUCGCCGGCCCCGUGUCGGAGAUCAUCAAGCCCUGCACCGUCAGCCUCAUCGCCUCCACCUCCAGCGACGUGGAGAUGGGCAAGGAGGCCAAGCCUCCCGGGGACAAGCCGUCUCCGCCCCAGCCUCCGCAGGAGGACAGGCGGACGCGCCGGGGCUCCAAGCGGGCCUACGAGUCGUGCUCGGACAGCGGCGAGGACUCGGACGAGAGCGAGAGCAAGUCGGAGCAGAGGGCCAAGCGGCAGCCCAAGCCCACCUACAAGAAGAAGCAGAACGACAUGCAGAAGAGGAAGGGCGACGAGAAGGACGAAGACGAGCUCAAGCCCAACGGCAUCUUCCGCAGCGCCAGGGAGAAGACCAAGCUCAAGCUGGCCAGCAGCAAUGGCAUCCCGCGCUCGGUGCUGAAGGACUGGCGCAAGGUGAAGAAGCUGAAGCAGACGGGGGAGUCCUUCCUGCAGGACGACUCGUGCUCCGAGAUCGGGCCCAACCUGCAGAAGUGCCGCGAGUGCCGGGUGGUCCGCAGCAAGAAGGGAGAGGAGCCGGCCCACUCGCCCGUCUUCUGCCGCUUCUACUACUUCCGCCGCCUCUCCUACAGCAAGAACGGCGUGAUCCGAAUCGACGGCUUCUCGUCCCCGGAUCAGUACGACGAGGAGGCCCUGAGCCUGUGGGCGCCGGACGUGUACGAGGACAACGAGCUGGACAUGGAGACCUCCAAGUACAUCCUCAGCUUCAUCGGGGACAAGUUCUGCCAGCUCGUCCUGACCGAGAACACGGCGGCUACGUGGAUCAAGAAAGACGCCAAGAUCGCCUGGAAGAGAGCCGUGCGCGGGGUGCGGGAGAUGUGCGACGCAUGUGAAGCCACAUUGUUCAACAUUCACUGGGUCUGCCAAAAAUGCGGAUUUGUCGUUUGUUUGGACUGUUACAAGGCGAAGGAGAGGAAGAGCUCCAAAGACAAAGAGCUGUACGCCUGGCUGAAGUGCGUCAAGGGACAGCCGCAUGACCACAAGCACCUGAUGCCAACGCAGAUUAUUCCAGGAACCGUUCUGACAGACCUGGUCAGUGCCAUGCACACGCUCAGAGAGAGGUACUGCAUUAAAUCACACUGUUCCUGUGCCGGGAAGCACACGUCACUGCUCAACAAGAUCCCGUCCACCAACGGAGUCUCCCAGGUCCUGCAGAACGUGCUGAACCACAGCAACAAGCUGUCGCUGUGCAAGCCGGACGCCCCGCAGCAGAACCCCGGCCCCAAGGUGGAGGCCAACGGGGGGAGCAGCCCGGCCAGCGACAGCAGCACCGACAGCAGGCUGACCCCGCCCGAGUCUCAGUCCCCGCUCCACUUCCUGGCCGACCUGGCCGAGCAGAAGUCCAGGGAGGAGAAGAAAGAAAAUAAGGAGUCGCCGCUGGGUAAGAUGGUGAAGGAGGAGAAGGAUCACGGGGACAGCCUGGAGACGCUGCACUGUAAGGCCAGCACUCUGGUGGUGUCCAACAGUACGGAGCAGGGCUCCACGCUGCGCGACCUGCUCACCACCACCGCCGGCAAGCUGCGCCUGGGCUCUACCGAUGCCGGCAUCGCCUUCGCCCCCGUGUACUCCACCGCCUCGCAGACCGGCAAAAGCGGCCGCACCAUGCCCAACAUCCUGGAUGACAUCAUCGCCUCGGUGGUGGAGAACAAGAUCCCGGCCAGCCGGACCGCCAAGCUGAGCCUGAAGCAGGAAGUCGGGGAGGAGCCCAAGCCGGAGCGCAAGAAGCCUGCGGGCGAGGAGCCCCCGAAGCUGCACGCAGACAUCCCCCACUGCUGGCUGUACGACCGCCACCUCCUCUGGCUGAAAGACCACCGCCACCCCGGCAACUGGAGGCUGUUCAGGGAGUGCUGGAAGCAGGGACAGCCUGUUCUCGUGUCGGGGGUACACAAAAGACUGAACGCCUGUUUGUGGAAGGCCGAGUCAUUUAACCAGGAAUUUGCCGACCACCAAGGAGACCUUUUAAACUGCAAGGACGGCGUGGUCUCCAACUCCGGAAUCAAGGAAUUCUGGGACGGCUUUGAGGACCUGACAAAGCGACCCAAAUCUAAAGACGGGGACACAAUGGUGUACCGGCUGAAGGACUGGCCCUCGGGGGAAGAGUUCAUGGCGCUCAUGCCCUCUAGGUACGAUGACCUAAUGAAGAACCUCCCCCUCCCCGAAUACUCGGACCCCGAGGGCAACCUCAACCUGGCCUCCCACCUGCCCACGUUCUUCGUCCGGCCGGACCUGGGGCCCAGGCUGUGCUGCGCCUACGGCGUGGCCGCGUCGCAGGAGCAGGACUUCGGGACGGCAAACCUCCACAUGGAGGUGUCCGACAUCGUGAGCGUCCUCGUGUAUGUGGGGGUGGCCAAGGGAAACGGAGUCCUCUCGAAGACAGGUGUGUUGAAGAGGCUGGAGGAAGAGGAUUUGGAUGACAAUGUGAAGAAAAGAUUAAAAGACUCGAGCGAGACUCCGGGAGCCCUGUGGCACAUCUACGUGAGCAAAGACGUGGAGAAAAUUAAAGAGUUCCUGCACAAGGUUGCUAAGGAGCAGGGCGUGGAGGUGCCGGCGGAGCACGACCCGAUCCGGGAGCCCGGCUGGUACCUGAGCAGGAAGCUCCGGCAGAGGCUGCUGGAGGAGCACGGGGUGCAGGGCUGGACCGUGGUGCAGUUCCUGGGGGACUCUGUCCUCAUCCCGGCCGGAGCGCUGCACCAGGUGCAGAACCUUCACAGCUGUGUCCAAGUGAUUAAUGACUUUGUAUCACCGGAACAUGUGGUGCACUCAUUUCAUUUAACACAGGAACUGAGAUCCUCCAAAGAAGAAAUUAACUACGAAGAUAAGCUACAGGUCAAGAACAUCUUUUAUCACUGUGUGAAGAACGCAGUGGGAACAUUAAAGAGGUGCUGCGCCGAAGAGCAGGACGAAAGCGAACAGAACUCAUGACACUUUCCCCUCGUUGCCGUUGAAGAAUGACGCGUCUCAGACCUUCUUCAUCUCACACGAAAUAUGCACACUAACCUUAGCAUCAUGAACCUCCAGUGCCAAGCAGACUAAAAAAAAAAUAAAAAUAAAAAAAACUCUAUUUAUUUGUUACUGACACCAUAGCAGUAUAGCCCAGAGCAUCAGGAUAACUGUGAUUCAAUGCAAGUGUAAAGAUAAUCUGCAAGUAACAGCACUGCUGUUCCCUCUAGUGGUUGUUUUUUUGUUUUUUUUUCUUGUUUGUUUGUUUGUCCUGUUUUUUUUUUGUUUUUUUUCAUUCUUGUAUAUUGUUUCAGUGGAAAAAUAUUCAAAUGAUGUAUUUAUUUUUUAAGAGUUCUAUGCUAUUAUGUGUUAUAGAUCAAAUGUAAAUGUGACUUGUACAGUUUGCUAAAUCGAUUCUGAUACCGUUCACUACAUUGAGACAGUUACUGUGAGAGGAUCCGGACACCAGCUAUUGCCUGUACUUGGGAAUCUUUGCUGAAUUGCAGUCCUCAUGCCAUAUCUUUUGAAAAUGAACUGCCAAACUAUUGUAAACAGUGUAAAGUUAUAUUAUGUAAAGAAACUAAAGGCUAAAUGAAUAACACAAAACACUUCAGCAUUUUAUUAAAAAAAAGUAUUCGCUGUAAAAUGGAGACAUUUACAAAAGUUGUAAUUUAUUCAAGAAUAUCGUCUCGUUUUUUGUUAAAAUUUACUAUGGUGAACUUUUGAAGUUAAAUGAAAAAAAAUAAAAAACUUAUUAUGCUGUGUAAAUAUAUACAUAUAUACAUUCAAUGAUGUAUUUUUUUAAAACAUGGCUUGCUUCAAUUUCAAAUUUUAAAAGUGCAAGUGUUACAUGCUUUGUACAUUGAAGUUCAAAGGGGUUUUACAUUUUCCAUUAAAAUGGAUUUAUCAAAGUG
Conger conger (European conger) is the source of this 9098-nucleotide messenger RNA. RefSeq names its product jumonji domain containing 1Cb (gene jmjd1cb). Gene Ontology annotation, molecular function: transcription coregulator activity; chromatin DNA binding; histone H3K9 demethylase activity. Gene Ontology annotation, biological process: regulation of transcription by RNA polymerase II. The transcript has 26 exons. Gene Ontology annotation, cellular component: chromatin; histone deacetylase complex. Bases 961 to 8166 code for a protein of 2401 amino acids. The record is from RefSeq and is a predicted model, not a curated record. NCBI's taxonomy places the organism in Eukaryota, Metazoa, Chordata, Actinopteri, Anguilliformes, Congridae.